GUGAGCCCACCUCCAUGCCCCUCAGUCUGGGGUGUGAGCUGAGCUCCAGCCCCAGGGCCCAGGGAGGGACUGGGCAGUCCCUGGAGGGACCCCCAUUUGCAUGGCAGCCCCUCCUCUGGCAGAGGGUGGGGGAGAAAAGGAGGCCUGGGCAGCCCAGCCCCACUGUGGGCUCAGGGCUGUGAGCACCAUGGCCUGGACUCCUCUGCUCCUCGUGCUCCUCUCUCACUGCACAGGUUCCUUCUCCCAGUUUGCUGUUACUCAGCCACCCUCCCUCUCUGCAUCUCCGGGAGCCACAGCCAGACUCACCUGCACCCUGAGUGGUACUACUUAUCCUAUUACUGAUUACUGGAUAAACUGGUACCAGCAGAAGCCAGGGAGCCGUCCCCGGUACCUCCUCUACUAUAAAUCAGACUCAGAAAAGGGCCAGGGCUCCGGGGUCCCCAGCCGCUUCUCUGGAUCCAAUGACGCCUCGGCCAAAGCGGGGAUCCUGACCAUCUCAGGGCUGCAGCCUGAGGAUGAGGCCGAAUAUUACUGUGGUACACCCGUUGGCAGUGGGAGCAACUACCGUUACCCACAGUGUCCCAUAUGA
Myotis brandtii (Brandt's bat) is the source of this 589-nucleotide messenger RNA. RefSeq names its product immunoglobulin omega chain. Lineage: Eukaryota; Metazoa; Chordata; Mammalia; Chiroptera; Vespertilionidae. Bases 101 to 589 code for a protein of 162 amino acids. The record is from RefSeq and is a predicted model, not a curated record. The transcript has 2 exons. Gene Ontology annotation, biological process: immunoglobulin production; immune response.